GAAAGAAUGAAUUAUUAUUUUUAAAAAAAUUUUCCAUGAUCAUUUAUUUAUUUACUUUUUUUUAAAAAAUAAUUCUUAUUAAAAUAAUUUUAAAAAUAUCCUUUUAAAAAUAUUAUUUUCAAGAAGUCCAUUAAUUUUGAGAUUUAUUCAAUUUUCAGAUCAUUAAAAAGUCGAGAAAAAACAAAAAAUGUUAAAGAAUAUAUUUUUUAUUUUGGCCUUAAUGAUUGGGAGUUAUUUGUGUAACCCUAAACCGGGAGAAGAGCCUGCUAAAGGGGAAAAGAAAGCCGGUAAGGAAAAUGAUUAUGCGGCUGAAAUGGAAGCAAUGAAACAACCAAUCUUUAGCCACAUGAUGAAGCUUCUCACAACUAUGUAUGAUACCAAAACUGAAUACAAGAUGGAAGGAGGUAAACCAGACUUCUGUGGAGAUCACGAGUGCCCAAAAUAUGAAGUUCUUUGCAAAAAUGAAUUCUACGAGGUCAGGAAAUACCCGCCAGCUAAAUGGGUAGAGACGGACAUAUGUAAGAAGGACCAUAAGGAAAUUGAAAUGGGAGGAAAUCCUAUAGAAAAAGCCUUUCACAGGUUGUAUGGCUACAUUUCAGGAAAAAACGAUAAAAAAGAGAAAAUCGAAAUGACAGUCCCAGUGUUGGUUCACGUCAAAAAUAUGAAGGAGGUGGAUCAUGAUAAAAAAGAGAUGGAGAUGAAGUUUUACCUCGCCAAGGAUGCUCCGAAGCCUGAAAAUCCUGACGUCAAGAUAGUAGAAUCAAAGGAGGUUGUGUUUUAUGUCAAAAUGUUUGGUGGAUGGGUCCUGGAUUCCCUUUGGAAACCGAAAACUCAUAAGUUCCACAAAAUUUUGACCUCUUUCAAUCAAAAGGUUGACGAGGAAUUUGGUGUUUUGGGGGCUACAUACGACAAGCCUUCAAAAUUUUUGAAUCGCCACAACGAAAUAUUGAUGAAAGCAGCUGACCAAAAGGAAAACGCAAAAUAUUGCAAAAUGGAAUAAAUUUUUUAUUGUUAUCUUUUUUUUAAAAAAAUGUUACUAUUAAACCAAACAAUUCAUUUUGAUUUAAAUCUCAUAUAUAUUUACUAGUUUACCAAUUAUUCAAGGUACUCCGAUAUAAAACAUUUUAAAAAUUGUUUCUUAAGUUCCACAAAAUUAUUAUUUAAUAUAUUAUUAAUUUAAAAAUAGUUAUUUAUAAAUUUUACAUUAGAAAAAUAAAAUUAAAAAUAGUUAUUUAUAAAUUUUAGCAUUAGAAAAAUAAAAGGUGAAUUGCAAAUUA
Messenger RNA from Gordionus sp. m RMFG-2023, 1277 nucleotides. RefSeq names its product heme-binding protein 2-like. The record is from RefSeq and is a predicted model, not a curated record. The coding region runs from base 188 to 1000 and encodes 270 amino acids. The transcript has 7 exons. Lineage: Eukaryota; Metazoa; Nematomorpha; Gordioida; Chordodea; Parachordodidae.